AGUAACAGUAGUGGCAGUAGUAGUAGUAGUAGUAGCAGUAGUGGUAACAGUAGUAGUAACAGUAAUGGCAGUAGUCGUAACAGUAGUAGUAACAGUAGUAGUAGUAGUAGUAGUAGUAGUAGUAGUAGUAACAGUAGCAGUAACAGUAGUGGCAGUAGUAGUAGUAGUAGUAGCAGUAGUAGUAACAGCAGUAAUAACAGUAGCGGCAGUAGUAGUAGUAGCAGUAGUGAUAACAGUAGUAGUAACAGUAAUGGCAGUAGUCGUAACAGUAGUAGUAACAGUAGUAGUAGUAGUAGUAGUAGUAGUAGUAACAGUAGCAGUAACAGUAGUAGUAACAGUAGUGGCAGUAGUAGUAGUAGCAGUAGCAGUAGUGGUAACAGUAGUAGUAACAGUAAUGACAGUAGUCGUAACAGUAGUAGUAACAGUAGUAGUAGUAACAGUAGCAGUAACAUUAGUAGUAACAGUAGUGGCAGUAGCAGUAGAAGUAACAGUAGAAGUAGUAGUAGUAACAGUAGCAGUAACAGUAGUAGUAACAGUAGCGGCAGUAGUAGUAGUAACAGUAGUAGUAACAGUAAUGGCAGUAGUCGUAACAGUAGUAGUAACAGUAUAAGUAGCAGUAGUAGUAGUAGUAGUAACAGUAGCAGUAACAGUAGUAGUAACAGUAGUAGUAACAGCAGUAAUAACAGUAGCGGCAGUAGUAGUAGUAGCAGUAGUGAGAGGAGCAGAGAGGCCAAACAGAGGCAGAUACAGGCCAGGGGACAGCAGCAGCAUUAG
This is a messenger RNA of Oncorhynchus nerka (sockeye salmon), 774 nucleotides long. RefSeq lists its product as uncharacterized. The annotation marks the transcript as partial. NCBI's taxonomy places the organism in Eukaryota, Metazoa, Chordata, Actinopteri, Salmoniformes, Salmonidae. The transcript has 2 exons. The record is from RefSeq and is a predicted model, not a curated record.